This is a messenger RNA of Cuscuta epithymum, 6251 nucleotides long. Lineage: Eukaryota; Viridiplantae; Streptophyta; Magnoliopsida; Solanales; Convolvulaceae. The record is from the annotation of a GenBank genome assembly.
GGAAAUCCGGGGGAUUUCAAGAAAGGAAAUCCGAAAAAAAGCAACGCUUAGUGAGAGUUGAGAGCUUUCUCUCGGGGGAAACAGGCCGCCAUCAACGGUCCUUUUUCCUUUCUCUCACGCCACUGUGAACCGCCGAACACCACCACUACUCCUCCCUUGAGCUAAGACAACGUGUUACUAAUUGCAGUUGAGUACCACCUUGGGAUCUCGAACUUUAACUAAAUACUCUUCAUAGUCGAUUUUGUGUUGUUGGAAGGGUUUGUAAGAGAUCUAAAAAUUGUUGAGAGAAUCCGAGAUAUGUGUGGGGGUCGCCUCACCUAGGCGAACCUCUGGCCAUUUUCUCCUUCCUCAUUCGAGCUGUAUCGUCUUUUCAAGUUACUGGUCACCACCGGCUCUGAUGGGCAGAGUAACUAACCGAAGCUCCAAGCUUAAGGGGACCCCACCUGAGAAGAAAACAUCUUUGAGAAUUCAAGCCAUGAGAGCUAGGGAUGGAGAAACUAGCAGUACUCCUGUUGAUACUCCUACUAAACCCGAGACUGAGAAAGGGGAAGGGGAGGCCGCAGUUUUGGAGGCAGAGGCGAACCACUUCACAAAGGAGGGGGAAGAUAUUACACAAAAAGAAUAUGGCAAUGGAGUGGGGAAUGUAACUAAACCUGCUGGGGCCAUGGAGGUUAAUGAAGUUCAGGAACCUAUUAAGCAAGUGAUUGAACAAGGUGCAAAUGAGGGUACUCACACUGCUAUUGUGACAACCAUGGUUGAACAAAAUAUGGAGCCUAGAGUAGAGGAAGGUUUUAAAUUACCACUGAUUGUGGGGGAGAGUGCAAAACAGCCUCCUAUUAUUCAAGAGGAACCAACUAUUAAGGAGAGUUCUUCUUCUCAUACAAAAGAGGAUGACAGUUUCAAGAAGACCAGUGUUUGGAAGUCACCUUGGACCUCUCUUUUCAAGGAUAAUAGGGAACCAAGCAAGGGCAUGAAAUUGAGGUACAUAGAACCCGUUGGAGACUAUGUUGAUUUAUCUAAAAGGGUAAUGCCCUCUAUUGUGGAUCUAUGGGGGUUUUGUCUGGUGGGAUACUUCGCGGGCAGAUUUCCCGGUUUAAAACCUAUACAUGAACUUGUUGCAAAAUGGGGUGUUCAAUGUAAUGUGAGACAACAUGACCAAGGGUGGGUUCUUUUCAAGUUCAAAAGUGAGGAGGCAAGAAGUAAGGUGCUCAUGGAAGGCCCAUAUUCUCUUUUUGGAAAAUCCCUGUACUUAAAGACCCUUUCAGAAGACUUCUCCUUUACUUGUGAUGAGUUUCUAAGAGUGCCUAUUUGGGUCAAGUUCCCCUACCUUCCUAUGCAAGUGUGGGAUGAAGAAGUCAUAAGUGAAAUUGCCUCUCGCGUGGGUACACCGUUGGCAACAGAUAGAAUUACCCAAGAGAAGGCAAGAUCAAACUUUGCUAGAGUCCUCAUUGAGGUGGAUGCCUCCAAGGCUCCCCCUCUAAAAGUGAAGAUUAAGAUGCCAAAUGCAAAAUUCCACAACCAAAAGGUGAUAUAUGAGACUUUCCCGAACUUUUGCUUCCAUUGCAAGGUGUAUGGACACCAUGCCUUCACUUGCAAGAUCAUUGCCGAGAUGGAGGAAAAAGAAAGAGCAAAGAGAAAGAAAGACAUGGAGGAAGGGGAGUUACAACCUGUACUAAAAGAGCCAAAAGUGAUCCAGACUUUGGAGGAGAAAACAACCGUGGACAAACCUACUGCAGCGGUCCUUCCUGCUGCUGCAGCCCCUGAGCCUACUGCCGAGGUAUCCAGUAAGUACGAUGCAGCAGUGUAUCAAAGAAUGGUAACAAAGGGGGUAGGGGGAUCUAUUGUACCAAAGAGAAGAGAUCAUCACCCUUUUGUGCAAAAGGUUAGGCUGAAUAAAAGGAGACGAACAAAGCAAAAAAAUAAAGAAGAUGGGGAGAUCACCUCCGGAUAUGAGACAAAGGAAGAGGAAGGAGACCCUAGAAGAAUUAAAACGUUUACAGAUGUAUUCAAUGACGAAGUUAUUGUAACUAUGCACACGGAUGAAGUGCUCACACCUACCAUUGAGGUCAAACAUAUGGAUGACGUGAAGGAGCCUACCAUACGGCUUAACCAUCUUCUUAAAGUGGUAGAGACUAAUGAACCCGGAGUAUGGUUUACCAAAGCUUGCUUAGAGAACUUGCCCGGAGUAAAGAAGACAAAGAGAUUUUAUGUAUUCUCGGCCACAUUCAUGAGGUGUGUCUAUAGACACUUCCUUGAUAGGUAUUUUGAGGAUGGGCAUCCUAUGGGCAAUGGAAGCAAAGUUAUGCAUCCUAAGAUGUUAAGCAAGAAGGAAACCCGAGUGGUGGAUGACAUAAGGGAGGCGUACCUUGAUGAUGUCAUAACCAAAGCCGAAUUUGCUGAAGAUGGUUCCUAUAAACUACAUUUGAAGCAUGCGGGCCAUAUAGAUGAGAUGAUGACCAGAGUUGACAAUUACCUAAGCAUUGAUAAUGGCAAAAAGGAUGGCAUCACUUUUACGUCCGCUUGCUUUAACAAACUGCCGGGAGCCACGGAGACGGAGGAAGGGUAUGACUUCUCCCACCUUUUUAUGCUUAAAGUUUAUCCUCUUUUUCUUGAUAGGUACAAAGGAUGUGAGAGCUAUAGAGAAUGGGUGCAACAAGAAAGACAAAGGAACAAGGGGUACAAGAGAGGGAAGGGGUAUAAUAAACAUUCUUAAUGUUUAUAGCCUCUUGGAAUGUGAGGGGGCUGAAUCAAGCCUCAAAACAAAACUCUAUACUUAAUUUUAUUAGGAUUAAUAAGGUACGUGUUUUCUGCCUAUUAGAAACUAAACUGUCUAAGAGUACGUUUGAUAAUUUUAUGCAUUUGAGACUUCCAAAUUGGAUGUCUAUAACGAAUUUUGAUAAAAUAGAUGGGGGGAGAAUGGCCAUCAUUUGGGACUCCUCUUUUGUUGAUGGGAUGACUAUGGAGGUUGAUAAUCAACAUAUUCAUUCCCGAUUCACUUGUAGGACAACCCAACUUAGCUUCUACAUGACUUUUAUUUAUGCAUUAUAUACGGUGGUGGAGAGAAGGGCAUUAUGGCACCAUGUACACGGCUUAGGAACUAAUAUCCUUGCCCCAUGGAUUGUUUUGGGAGAUUUCAACUGUGUUUGUGAUCCGGGUGAAAGAAGAGGGUCUGCCCCCCCCUCGGCCUAUAUCAUGAAAGACUUAAAUGAACUUAGGCUUCAGGCUAAUCUUACGGAUGCCCCAUCUACUGGGGAAUUCUUCACUUGGCAUAGAGGGUCCAUUUGGGCCAAACUGGAUAGGGUGUUGAUUAACCCUAUUUGGAGUGCACAAAGUGUUACAUGUCAAGCUCACUUCUGUGAUAUGGAGCCUGAGUUUGACCAUGUGGCAUCAUUAGUUAGAAUUGGACAGGUAAAAAGUAUGGGGACAAAACCCUUCAAGUUUUUUAAUAUGUGGCUAAAGCAUGAUAAAUUUCAGGAUAUUUUGGAGAAUGUUUGGAUUAGGAAUGUUGUUGGAACAGCUCAGUUUAGACUUGCUCGAAAACUAAAACUAUUAAAACAACCGCUCAAACAACUAAACCAAGAAGAAUUUAGCCAUAUCUCAGCUAGGGCAAAGGCGUCCAAGAAGGAGUAUAAGAGGAUCUUUCACCUUGCCUUAGUAUCCCCUUCGGAUGACAGGUUGAAACAAGAACUUUUUGAUGCAAAAAAGAGGGCCCUCUUCCUGAAGCAAGCCGAGGAAGCCUAUCUCAUGCAGAAGGCUAAGGCUAUUCAUAUAAUUGAAAUGGAUAGAAGUACUAAGUAUUUUCAUUCCAUUGUAAAAAAGAAAAAUGCAAAGAAUUCUAUAGCAUCCAUUACAUUGGAAGAUGGGAGUCUUACCCAAUCUAUGGAUCAAGUUGCGAUGGAAUUUGUGACCUUCUUUAAAGGAUUAUUUGGCACCUAUAUACCUUCGGUUAAUUAUGACCGUAAGGUUAUUACUUCGGGUGUGACCAUAGACCAAACAAAGGCUGAGGACCUUAUUAGUCCUAUGACUGAUAUGGAAAUCAAACAAGCCUUAUUUGACAUUGGAAGUGAUAAGGCUCCCGGUCCGGACGGAUACUCAUCAGCUUUCUUUAAGUCCAAUUGGAGUUUAGUAGGAGAAGACCUAUGUGAGGCAGUUAAAGAGUUCUUUGCCUCGGGGACUAUGCUUAGACAAGUUAACCAUACUGUUGUAGCAUUGAUCCCUAAGACAAAUCACUCUCCCACAGUGGCUGAUUUUAGACCUAUCUCGUGUACUAACGUUACUUACAAGGUCAUAACAAAGAUCUUAGCAUCUCGUUUAGGGCCUCUCCUUCCAACGGUUAUUCACCCUUCACAAGGAGCUUUUGUUGAUGGAAGAUUGAUGGCCGAUAACAUCUUUCUUGCCCAAGAGUUAGUAAAGGGGUAUACCAGGAAGAGAGGUUCACCUAGAUGUAUGAUCAAGGUGGAUCUCAGAAAAGCUUAUGAUACUGUUUCUUGGGAUUUUUUGGAAAAUGUUUUGAGGGAUAUUGGGAUACCCACAAUUUUUGUAAAUUGGAUAAUGGAGUGUGUCACAACAUCAUCUUUCUCUAUCUCCAUCAAUGGUGUCCUACACGGGUGGUUUGAAGGAAAGAGGGGGUUAAGACAAGGGGAUCCUAUGUCUCCAUUGUUGUUUGUGAUUUGUUUGGAGUAUUUCUCUAGGUUGAUGGUUCUUAGGACCUCGGGCCCUAACUUUAACUAUCACCCGCUCUGCUCCCAACUACAGAUCUCACAUCUUGCAUAUGCGGAUGACCUUGUUUUGUUUUCAAAAGGAGAUUGUAAGUCCAUUAAGAUCCUGUCCGAGACGUUGGAAGAAUUUGGAAUGGUAUCAGGACUCUUGGUUAACCACGACAAAUCUAACAUUUUUUUGGGAGGGAACGUGGCGAAUGCAUUGCCACAAAUACUUGAUUUGGUUGAUUUUCAACAAGGGGCAUUUCCGGUUAGAUACUUGGGUAUUCCAUUAGCCCCACUAAAGAUCUCUGUGGCACAAUUCGCCCCUUUGAUUGAUACGGUCACAGAUUAUAUUAAUGCUUGGAAUACUAAAACUCUUUCCUAUGCGGGAAAGUUGGAGUUGAUUAGAGCUGUGAUGCAAGGUGUCCAAUCCUUCUGGUUGGGGAUCUUCCCGGUCCCUAGGACCAUUAUCGACAGAAUUGUUAGCCUUUGUCGUAUUUUCCUUUGGGGGGGAAAAUAUGCCAAGGUGGCUUGGGAUGAUGUUUGUUUACCCAAACAAGAAGGGGGGUUAGGUAUUAAAAAUGCAAGGAUAUGGAAUAACGCUCUUCUCUCUAGGACCCUAUGGAAUAUUCACCAAAAACAGGAUACUCUCUGGGUCAGAUGGGUUCACGGGGUAUACCUCCAUGGGAGGGACGUGUGGACAUUUGUUCCACACAAUAGGGAUUCCCAACUAAUGAAGAGAAUAGCCAUGAUCCGAGACUCCAUUGUCUCCAAAUUCACUACUUUGGAUACGGCUAUUACUUUCCUGCAAAAGAAUGCCCCUAAUGGAAGGCUGGCCACAGGAAAGGUCUAUGAAUUACUUAGAGUUAGAGCCACCCCUCGGGUGUGGAUGUCUUUUAUAUGGAAACCUUUUAUACCCCCAAAGUUCUCAUUCAUCAUGUGGCUUGCCUUGAGAAACAGGCUACCUACAUAUGAUAACUUGGGGUUUCUUGAUGUAAUUAAUAUGUGCUUUUUUUGUAAGGGUGGUCCGGAAACAGUACCACACCUAUUUUUUGGUUGUACUUUUACAGGUCAGGUAUGGGACAUGGUGAGACAAUGGCUUGGGCUAAAAAGACGAAUGACAACACUGUUGAGUGCGGUCAAAUGGAUUAAAGAAGAGCAUAACGGAGCAAAUAUCAAAGCAAAGUCCAUAAGGAUUUCACUGUGCUACACGGUCUAUUGGACAUGGAGAACUAGAAAUGCUAUAUGUUUUGAUGGAGCUAAGGCUAAGGUGGAGGAUAUUGUGUCGCAUAUCAAGUAUAUGGUGUACAAAAUUCUCUAUUCGCUAUACCCAGUCCAUAUGAUUACUUUUUGAAACUUUGGGGCUAUUUAGACCCCGUUUUUUUUGUCAAUAGCUUGAUGGCUGAUUUUUGUGGUGGGUAGCUAACUUAUACGGUUAGUUAUCGAAUAGAGAGGAAGAGGCAUCCUAUAUGAGGACUGGCCUAUUGUUUUUGCUUUUUGUAUAUGAUGUACAUAAACAUUCUUGGAUGAUUCUAUAUAUAUUUACAUUUC